AUCACACCUGUGUGCAGGUGUGCAGUGAAGGACCUGAGUCUGUUUUCUGCGUCAGGCUUCAUCCUGCUGAGCACUCGUCAGCGCUGAAGAUGGUCCACGAGGGAACAACACUACAUCACGCCUGGAGCGUCAGCAUCACAGCGUGGGUUCGACUCCCACUGCAGCGCUGACCUGUGUGUCAGCGGUUACCAUGGAGACAGUGGUGGGCCACGUCGGGAGGAAGGUGAUGCUGCCGUGUCGCACAGGGGCGGUCAAACAGGGCGGAGUGGAGGUGUGCUGGGGGCGGGGCAAACCUUCACUGUUCACCUGCCACAAUGCUGUGAUCAACAGCGCUGCAGCCGGCAUCACCUACAGGAAGUCACACAGGUACUCUGUGUCUGCCUCCUCCUCCUCUCUGUCCAUCUUCCACUCCCGGCCGUCAGACUCGGGUUUCUACCACUGCAGAGUUCAGGUGCCUGGACUCUUCAACGACCAGACCUUCACCGUCCACCUCAUCAUCCUCAGCAGCCCUCGCUCUGUGGCCGUGACAGAAAACUCUGAGCUCUCAGACGGGGACCUGAAUGCACCGCACACCGCUGCAGGUCACAUCGCCCAGGAGGCAGGAAGUGAUGUCACAGGAGACGACACCACACAGCCAGUGGUGGCUCUGGUUCAGUCAGCUGAGCGGCAGGUAAACGUUCUGCAGGCGUUUGUUGGAAACACAGUGAGAGCUUCCUCCCUCAUCUUCAUCCCAGCUCUACUGCUAACCGCAGCUUACAGAGUCUGGAGGUCCAAACAGGAAGCAAAGAGGAGGCCAGACCAAUCAGAGGAGGAGGAGGAGAGCAGCGCCGUGUGAGACCGACCUGAUUAUGAAAGUGUUUGAAUUCCCAUCUGGAGCGUCUCGGAAAGCCUCAGUCCAACGUUCUCUGCACAAGAAGCAAAAUAAAUCUGCUGCACUCACCUCAGGAGUGAUGUCACUCCUGGGUUCUGACAUCAGAGGUGUCACACGCCACAACACGACAUUAAUCCAGGUGGACGCUCUUGUCCCUGAGUGACACGUGUCCUCUGUGAGCUGUGACAGGGCCGACGUUUGUUAAUAAACUCCAUCGUCAGACUGUGUUUAAUGUGUUUAAUAAAGUUUUCAUGUAAACAGUGAA
Messenger RNA from Oreochromis aureus, 1136 nucleotides. Its product is annotated as hepatitis A virus cellular receptor 2 homolog. The record is from RefSeq and is a predicted model, not a curated record. Lineage: Eukaryota; Metazoa; Chordata; Actinopteri; Cichliformes; Cichlidae. The transcript is spliced from 7 exons. The coding region runs from base 191 to 835 and encodes 214 amino acids.